This is a messenger RNA of Aplosporella prunicola CBS 121167, 1462 nucleotides long. RefSeq lists its product as uncharacterized. NCBI's taxonomy places the organism in Eukaryota, Fungi, Ascomycota, Dothideomycetes, Botryosphaeriales, Aplosporellaceae. The record is from RefSeq and is a predicted model, not a curated record. The transcript has a single exon. The coding region runs from base 1 to 993 and encodes 330 amino acids.
AUGGCAACCGAUCAGACUGGGUUGCAUCCGCAACAGCGAGUCAUUGACAUAAUCACGGGAUUUUACAUGGAAUUGGCAAACCCUAGCGAUAAAAGAAACAAACCCCGCAGAACUCGGGUUGUUAUUGGUCGGCUCAAGGGAAAACACGAUUGCGUGUGGGCCAAGUUAGGAGGUGGGGGUGCUCUGGAGUACUACGCCGCACAAUUCGACAACAGUGGCGAGCCCGUGGAAGAAAAUGUUUCUCGGAAUCCGGUUAGAACUACCUCUGACGCGAUUGAACUGCUUCCCUCGAUUCAGGAUUUUGCCUCAUGUCCUACCGAGAUUGAGGAAGAGAUACGGCGCCGACUAGAAUACGUACGCGUAAACGGUCAGGACGAUCCCAGCUGCAGCAUUGACAUGCCACCUAUCGCCCCGGCCUCGACACAGAGUGUCUUACAGAUGAACGUCGCGAGCAGUCCUAGCACAUAUACACCACAUACAUCAACGCCCACUCAAGGAUGCGUGGUUCAUGAGGCAAACUUGCCAUCUGGUGUAGCCCAGCUUCCGCGUUUCAAGGCCCGGAUCGGCGGCAAAGGUCACCGAUUGAUCGGCGAACUGAGAGAUGGAACUUCCCCCGCCGGUGAGAGGAACGCAGUUUCAAUAACUGUUGGUUGUAAAAGAAACAGGCCUCGAAUCUGGGUUGAGUCAUGCAACAUGAAGAACGAAAACCUCGAGAAGCCCGAUAAAUUCGGCGGAGUGAAUGCUAGAGACGCUGCUUCGCCGAUCAAAAAGCUUACUGAAAGUAUUUCAUUCCUCCCAGUCUUGGGUGAAUUUGCGGACCAUCCCGAACGCCUUUGGCCGGCUUUCAAGCAGCACCUUGCUCGAGAGUAUCUAGCCGCGAAUCCCACCGGCAAUGCGUCCACAACGUCUGCUGACGAUAGCAUUCAGCAUGGAAACCCCGACAUUGAUGAAGACAUGGAUAGCGGUCACACAGACACCACCGACACUCUCUGAACUAUGGGUACUUUUCAGGGUACUAUUGCUCGGGAACCUGCUGACAUUCAGCAUUGAUCUUUUCAGACUGCUAGCGCAUUGAAAAGUUGCUGGCACUUCACACGGCAUUACCACUUUUCGGACUACCUACCAGCACUAUUGAGAAGCUGCUGAGAUUUUCUCAUGGCACUACCACUUUCGGGGCUAUUGAGGAGAUGCUGAAGUGGUAGCAUUGGCACGACGGCAUUGGCACGGACCGCACGGCAGGGUAUGUUUAUUGGAUCGAGGGGCGUAGAUAAAUUGAGCAAACGAUGGCAGGACCCAACACCAUCAUAUCUUCCUGUUUUCUUUUCUCUUUUUUCUUUUUUCUGGGCGACUUUCCGGUAUUAGCUAUAGUCACUCUUUCAACAUACACUUUCAGCAUGAGGUACAGUCACUCUCUAGCACAAAAAGCACAGAACCGACUCUGGAGGUUCAAAUUACACUCGUU